Molecule: messenger RNA, 1445 nt
Organism: Euleptes europaea (tarantolino)
Lineage: Eukaryota; Metazoa; Chordata; Lepidosauria; Squamata; Sphaerodactylidae
Gene: SLC38A6
Product: solute carrier family 38 member 6
Exons: 16
Coding region: 1-1419 (472 amino acids)
Biological process (GO): amino acid transmembrane transport; L-glutamine transport
Molecular function (GO): L-glutamine transmembrane transporter activity
Source: RefSeq, a predicted model, not a curated record
AUGGAGCCGGAGGAGGAAGGGCCAGGGCCGCCCUCGCCGCCGCCUCACCCGCGCCUGGGGAGCCUCAGCUGGCCGCGGGGCUGGUCCUUGUCGGCCCAGGAGCUGGAGGAGGGGGCCCCGCUGCUCUCGCCCCACACCCCCGGCGGCGGCAGGAGACGGCUGAAUAAUUCGUCGUCUGGUGCUUCCUUUGGUUUCUCAGUGUUUAAUCUAAUGAACGCUAUCAUGGGAAGUGGGAUUCUCGGAUUAGCAUAUGCCAUGGCCAAGACAGGAAUCAUUGGAUUUAGCCUGCUGCUGCUGAUUGUUGCCAUCCUGGCGGCUUACUCUGUGUUUCUGCUUCUCAGUUUGUGCGUUCACACUGCUGUCACUUCUUACGAAGAUCUUGGCCUCUUUGCAUUUGGCUCCCCUGGAAAGGUUCUUGUGGCCAGCACAAUCAUCAUUCAGAAUAUUGGAGCCAUGUCGUCCUACCUGCUCAUUGUCAAGUCCGAACUUCCUCGUGCUAUCGCCGGGCUUCUGACUGGAGACCAGAGCGGGGCCUGGUAUCUUGACGGGCAAUUGCUGCUCCUGAUUACCUCCGUCUGCAUCGUCUUCCCUCUAGCUCUUCUUCCCAAAAUUGGCUUUCUUGGCUACACAAGUAGUUUAUCAUUUUUCUUUAUGGUGUUCUUUGCUCUUGUGGUCAUCAUUAAAAAGUGGUCCAUUCCUUGCCCUCUGCCCCCAAAUGUUGCCGCGGAGUCCUUCCAGGUUUCAAAUUCUACCGAAGACUGCAAGCCAGCCCUCUUCAACUUCUCUAAGGAGAGUGCUUACGUGUUACCCAUUAUGGCUUUCUCUUUUCUGUGCCACACGUCAGUGCUACCAAUUUACUGUGAGCUCAAGAGUCCGUCCAAAAGCAGGAUGCAGAAAGUCGCCAACACGGGGAUCAGUUUGAGCUUCCUGGUUUAUCUUUUGUCCGCGCUAUUUGGAUACCUGACUUUUUAUGACCGUGUGGAUUCGGAAUUGCUGCAAGGAUACAGCAGAUACCUGCCCCACGACACCCUCAUCACAACUGUGAAAAUAGGCAUCCUCUUGGCCGUGUUGUUGACUGUGCCCCUAAUCCAUUUCCCUGCGAGGAAGGCAGUCACGAUGGUCUUUUUCCCCCAUCUCCCUUUCUCCGUCAUGCGCCACAUUGUCGUCACUUUGGCACUCAACGCAACCGUCGUCGUGCUCGCGAUGUACGUGCCCGACAUCAAGCAGCUGUUUGGGGUCGUCGGUUCAACCACGUCGACCUGCUUGCUCUUUGUGUAUCCUGGGCUGUUCUAUCUCAAGCUCAGCACGGAGGAUUUCCUGUCACGGCAGAAACUUGGGGCUUGUGCGCUGCUCGUUUUUGGCCUCUUGGUCGGUUUUUUCAGUUUGGUGCUAAUAAUUUGCAACUGGGCUCGUCGGUGAAAGAAUUCCUUCCUCUUGGAACUGCA